AUGGUAAAGAAAGUGUUACUUAUCAAUGGUCCCAACUUGAACUUGUUGGGAACAAGAGAGCCAGAGAAAUACGGAACUACUUCACUUAAAGAUAUAGAACAAGCCGCUAGAGAACAAGUGGAUUCCAAAAAUGACGGUAGCGAACUCCAAUGUUAUCAGAAUAAUACCGAGGGUUUCAUUGUUGAUAGAAUACAUCAAGCAAAAUUAGAUGGCGUUGGCUUUAUCGUGAUCAAUGCUGGGGCCUAUACCCAUACAUCUGUUGCCAUAAGAGAUGCUUUAUUGGGGACAGCCAUUCCGUUUAUUGAGGUUCAUAUCACUAAUGUCCAUCAACGAGAACCCUUUAGACAUCAUUCUUAUUUAAGUGAUAAGGCAGUGGCUGUGAUUGCUGGUUUGGGAGUCUAUGGAUACACCGCUUCCAUCGAAUACGCCUUAAAUUAUUAA
Molecule: messenger RNA, 441 nt
Organism: Lizanozyma spartinae
Lineage: Eukaryota; Fungi; Ascomycota; Pichiomycetes; Serinales; Debaryomycetaceae
Gene: DQD1
Product: Dqd1p
Exons: 1
Coding region: 1-441 (146 amino acids)
Biological process (GO): quinate catabolic process
Molecular function (GO): 3-dehydroquinate dehydratase activity
Source: RefSeq, a predicted model, not a curated record